Molecule: messenger RNA, 1293 nt
Organism: Zerene cesonia (dogface butterfly)
Lineage: Eukaryota; Metazoa; Arthropoda; Insecta; Lepidoptera; Pieridae
Product: catalase-like
Exons: 1
Biological process (GO): response to hydrogen peroxide; hydrogen peroxide catabolic process
Cellular component (GO): cytoplasm; mitochondrion; peroxisome
Molecular function (GO): heme binding; catalase activity
Source: RefSeq, a predicted model, not a curated record
GUUCAUUCUAAAGGAACGGGUGCUUUCGGAUACUUUGAAGUUACACAUAAUGUCUCGCAAUACACUAAAGCUGAUUUCCUAAAUGAAGUCGGAAAAAGAACGCCUAUUGCAGUUAGAUUUUCACCAACAGUCAUAGAGCGAGGGGGCAGUGAUUUGUUCAGAGGCGCGCGAGGGUUUGCAGUUAAAUUCUAUACGAAAGAAGGAAAUUUUGAUGUCGCCAGCUUCACUACACCUAUGUUUGCUAUUAAAGACCCAAUAUUAUUUACAACAUUCGUUCAUGCGCAGAGAAGAAAUCCUUCGACCGGUAUCCGGGAUAACAAUAUGAUUUGGGAUUUUCUGACCUCAUAUCCAGAGAGCUUGAGCCUGUUUCUAAUUACUUUAGGAGAUGAUGGCAUACCCCAAGGCUACCGUCGCAUGCGUGGAUUUAGUAUACACACGUAUCAAUUUCAAAAUAAAUUUGGCGAGAUCUAUUUUGCCAGGUUGCACAUGGUCCCCGAUAUUGGAAAAGCGAGUAUCACCACGGAAGAGGCUAGAGUGCUAGACGGCACUGAUCCUGAUGUUUUUACGAGAGAUUUAUAUGAAGCUAUAGCUUGCGGAAAAAAGGUCAGCUGGACUUUUAGUAUACAGGUAAUGAGCUUGAAGCAAGCGCUUAAUUUUAGCAUUGAUGUCUUUGAUUUGACUCUAGAAAUUCCUGAAGAUGAAGUCCCACUUGUUCCCGUGGGAAGACUAGUAUUGAAUACGAAUCCAGAUAAUCAGUUUGCCCAGAUAGAACAACUAGCGUUCUGUCCGUGUAACCUAGUGCCAGGUAUUGAUGGAGCACCGGACAAGGUAUUUGAAGCUCGUAGCUUCGCUUACAGAGAUGCCCACCUUUAUCGCUUAGGAGCAAACUUUAAUAAAAUUAGGGUGAACUGUCCAAUCUACGCACACACGUAUAACAGGGACGGUCGUGCUCCUGUGGGAGAUAAUGAACGAGAUUUACCAAACUAUUAUGAAAAUACUUUUAACGGUCCAGUUGCGUAUAAUGACACUUACAGAUCGAAUUUGAUAGAAAUAUUUGAAAAAGAACCAAAUAACUUUUCUCAAACAGCGCGGAUAUAUCAAAAUAUGUCAAAAGGCGAGAAGGACCGUUUAAUCAGCAAUAUGAUGAUCAGUUUGGGACCCGCUUUACCAUCUCUACAUGAAAGAGCAGUAAAAAUAUUUAAGGUUAUUGACCCAGAACUCGGAUGCCGAGUGGAGCAAGCUUUAAAGGAGUAUCAGAGAGAAUCUGCUUGUACUCUUCCAUUUAUAAAUUGA